Paralichthys olivaceus (Japanese flounder) is the source of this 2201-nucleotide messenger RNA. RefSeq names its product cytosolic 5'-nucleotidase 3-like. Gene Ontology annotation, cellular component: cytoplasm. The record is from RefSeq and is a predicted model, not a curated record. Lineage: Eukaryota; Metazoa; Chordata; Actinopteri; Pleuronectiformes; Paralichthyidae. Gene Ontology annotation, molecular function: 5'-nucleotidase activity; magnesium ion binding.
CCUCAAGUUAUCUAAGUAGUAGUGCUGCCUUCCAGUGCUCCUCGUUGGCUCGGAAACUUUAAUAAAAACACAAACUGAAGUCAAUACAAUGCGUUUUUGUCCGUGCCGAAACAAGUGCCGCCUUAAUUUUUUUUGUAAGUCAUAACCUAUAAAUUAUCCGUAGUAAAAUAAUUUUCAAGACUAUUUAACGCUUUAUUUUGCCAAUGAGUCACACGUUUUCCCGAGUGUACGGGAAGGAAGCUUAGCCGUUGAGGCACAGGCUCCACAUCAACGAGGGCUCACCGCCGAUGACGAGCUCUCAGUCAAACUAAGCUUUCACGGAUCGAAAACACAACUCAACAAAAUGAUCCCGGAGUUGUCCAACCCCUCGGUGUGCAUGAGGGACCCAGAGAGGGUGCAGGAGAUCCUAGAGUCCAUGAUGAAGGCUGGCUCCAACACCGUGCAGGUGAUCUCAGAUUUUGACAUGACCCUAACACGGUUUGCACACAAUGGCAAAAGGUGCCCUACGUGUCACAAUAUUCUUGACAACAGCAUGCUUAUCUCAGAGGACUGCAAAAAACAGCUGAAGGAUCUGCUCAACAAAUACUACCCCAUAGAGAUAGAUUCUUCACUGUCAAUAGAGGUGAAGUUGCCCCUCAUGGUGGAGUGGUGGACUAAAGCCCAUGAACUCCUUGUACAGCAGGAGAUCAAGAAGGACAAGUUGGCCAUUGUGGUGCGGGAGUCUGAUGCCAUGCUGAGGGACGGCUUCCAGCUCUUCUUUGAUCACCUGCAUGAGCACAGCAUCCCUCUGCUCAUCUUCUCUGCCGGAAUAGGAGACGUCCUGGAGGAGGUGAUUCGCCAGGCCGGGGUCUUCCACCCCAACGUCAAAGUCUUCUCCAACUACAUGGACUUCGAUGAAUGUGGAGUACUGAAAGCCUUCAAGGGAGUGCUGAUCCACAUCUACAAUAAAAGGGAAGGCGCUCUGCUCAACACCGGCCACUUCCAGGAGCUGCGGACACGGCCUAAUGUGGUGCUGAUGGGAGACUCUCUGGGAGAUCUGACCAUGGCUGACGGGGUGCAGGACAUGGAGAACAUCCUCAAGAUCGGGUUCCUCAAUGAUAAGGUGGAGGAGAGGAAGCAGUCAUACUUGGACUCGUAUGACAUUGUGCUGAUAAAAGAUGAAACCCUGGAAGUCCCUAACGCCGUACUGCUCUACCUCACUGGCAACAAAUGAACUGAGAACUGAGUGUUCAUUGUUGGCUGGCCUUUGGGGGCUCUCUGUUGCAAGACAUAGAAGCCCAUCUCCAGAUGUUAUCGACAAACCAACUAAGAAUGGUUUUAGUAUUUUUUACUUUGCUAAAGGUAACACACUUUUGUGAAUGAGUCUGGGAACGCACAGAUUGCUCUAUGAGUCCAGUUUUACCACAACUGACAACAGCAUGUCACCCUUUAUAUUCUUGUCCUUUGACUUUCCUCUCAUGUUUAUACCUAUACUUCUUUUCGAACAUACUAUUUAUAAAUAUUUGGUGGAAGCUAGAAUGGCACUGUCUACCCACUGUGCAGCAUGUUAAGAGUGUGUUAGGUGAUGGGGGCUGUUCUCUACUUGUUUGAAGGACGAUUGGUUGUCUUCUGGUUUUCAUAUAGGAAAUAAUAAGGGAAAGAAAAACAUGCACACAGUAACAGUGUUAAACAUCUGGCUUGAAACUGAUAUCCAGCCUCCUGCAAAAAAACUAUUUUCAGCUCAUUUUAACCUGAAACUUGAUGCUUUUUAAAUAUUCCAUGUUUAGUCUCAGCCACGUCUUGUAGGUUCUGGUUAUAUAGUCUAAUAUACAAUACAGGUUGUAAUUGUAAUUGUUUAACACUGAACGACACCACAGUGCUGGCACAUGGUUCACUAUGAUAUUAUUAUAGGGGAGCUGAAAUAUCCAGAUUUUAUAAUAUUUAAUGUCUGAACUCAACAAUUAUUUGUGAGAACUGCUACCUCCACAAAAGCAUUAAACAUUUUUAGUCGUUUUUGGCUGCACGUGAUUUCACCUUUAAACUGUAAAGAAAGGACACCUUUUUGCACUCCAACAAAAAGUUUUGUAAAACCUUUUUAACAUUCUAGAGUCGAGAACACAACAGUCAACAAAGACAGACUUUGUUUUUCUGUCAUUUGUGCCACAACUCUUCCGUUAUUUUGUCUAAACUCAUUUGUUUGAAAUAAAAUGUAAUUUCAUCUG